AUGCCUUCAAACUCAAAAAUUCUCUUCUGGGUACUUGUCAUCUUGUUCAUUUUCACCACCCUUUUCACCUCAUUCACUUUCUCAACCCCUUUAGUCAACAAAGAUUUCACCUUUCUUGGUGAUGCACAUCUCAAGAAUGCCUCCCUUAUUCUCACACAAGAAGCACCCUCAUGUUCUUCUUCAAUGUCCAGUCCUUAUGCUUCUGGUGUUGGGAGAGCUUUCUACAAGUACCCAAUAAGGUUUCUUGAUUUUUCCACCAAUAAUGUUGCUUCUUUUACGUGUAAGUUUUCAUUUAGAAUUGACCCUUCUGCUCCUUAUUGUGCAUUUGGUGAUGGCCUUGCAUUCUUGAUCACAUCUAAUGUUGAUUCUGUCAGUCUUUCUGAUGGUUAUAUGGGUCUUCCUCAGUCUAAUGCUCUAGAUUCUUUUCUUGCUGUUGAGUUUGAUACUAGCUUUAAUGCUAAUCUUGGUGAUAUUAAUGAGAAUCAUGUUAGUGUUGAUUUCAAUUCUCUUCUUUCGGUUGCUACUGUUGAUUCUUUGGCUAGAGGGAUUGAUUUUAGGAGUGGGAGGAAAAUGAGUGUGUGGAUUGAGUAUAGUCAUUCGGAGAAAGUGAUUCGUGUUUGGGUUGGUUAUUAUGGGUUCUUGAGGCCUUUAAGUCCUUUACUUGUUGGUAAUGUUGAUAUUUCUAAGAAUUUUAAGGAGUUCAUGCAUGUUGGGUUUUCUGCUUCAAAUGGCAGAGGUUCUGCAUUUCAUGUUGUCGAUGAGUGGCGGUUUAGGACUUCAGAUUUGGAGUCUUCGAUGGUGGUUGAUAGAUUUACGGAUGAGUUGGAGGAGUGUUUGAUCUGCUUCCCUGGGGAAGAUAGUAGUACUAGUAUGAAUGUUGAUGACUCGGAUCAUCUUGGUCAGAAACAUAAAUCGCCACUACAGGUAGCCCUUGUUGUGGGUGGCUUGGUGCUCUCUGUCAUUUCUGUCAUUGGAUUUCUUCGUCUGUUCUUCAUGUUCUUGCAACAGAGGAAAAGAGACGUUGCUAUAAAAUGCAGUGAAAGGCGAGUAAGCAAAAUUCAGGCCAAUAAAGUACCAAAAAGGUUGUCGCUGACUGAAGUUAGAUCAGCUACCAAAGGAUUUAGCCGGAAGAGAAUUAUUGGUGCAGGAGCAUCAGCAGUUGUCUAUGAGGGGUUACUCCCUUCUCUUGGUAGUGUCGCGGUCAAGAGGUUCAAUGAGGUAAAAAGAACUAGUGCUCUGUAUAAUCGGUUUACUAAUGAAUUCGGGACAAUGGUGGGGUGUAUGAGGCAUAAGAACUUGGUUCAGCUUUUGGGAUGGUGCUGUGAGAGGAAUGAACUAGUGUUAGUUUAUGAGUACAUGCCUAAUGGGAGCCUUGACAGGACUUUACACUCUCGCUCUCGAGCCACAAAACUCCUCACUUGGGAGCGCAGGAUAUAUGUAGUUCUUGGGAUCGCUUCUGCACUUGCAUAUCUACACGAGGAGUGUGAGAAACAGAUAAUUCAUAGAGAUUUAAAGACUUCUAAUAUCAUGCUUGAUGCUGAGUUCAAUCCCAAGCUUGGAGAUUUUGGCUUAGCAGAAGUCAAUGAGCAGAGUUCUAAAGCAAGAGAAGUGACUCUGCCAGCUGGAACCAUGGGAUAUCUUGCUCCCGAGUAUGUUUACUCUGGUGUUCCGUCUCUUCAAACAGACGUGUACAGCUUUGGCGUGGUUGCUCUGGAGGUAGCAACAGGGAGGAGGCCUGUCAAUGACGAUGGGACUGUGUUGACUGAUUCAAUGUGGGAUAUGUGGGAGAAAAGGAAUUUAAUGGCUGCUGCUGAUCCUACACUCACGGGGAACUUUAACAGGGUGGAGAUGGAAAGGAUCAUCUUGGUUGGGCUCUCUUGUGUGCAUCCGAAUUAUGAGAGGCGACCUUCAAUGGGGGAAGUAGUGCGAAUGCUAAGAGGGGAGGCACCAUUGCGUAAACUUCCUACUACCAAGCCAACUGUGAGGAUUCGGGCUUUGAGUGAGAAUUCUGAAGAUAUGAUACAGUUUAACGAAGGGUUGGAUGGCACGCCGUGGUCUACCCCCAGAACUCAUUUAAGUAAGACCUAG
Messenger RNA from Daucus carota subsp. sativus, 2088 nucleotides. RefSeq names its product L-type lectin-domain containing receptor kinase S.6. The record is from RefSeq and is a predicted model, not a curated record. Lineage: Eukaryota; Viridiplantae; Streptophyta; Magnoliopsida; Apiales; Apiaceae. Gene Ontology annotation, cellular component: plasma membrane. Gene Ontology annotation, molecular function: ATP binding; protein kinase activity; carbohydrate binding. The transcript has a single exon. Gene Ontology annotation, biological process: protein phosphorylation; defense response to oomycetes; defense response to bacterium. Bases 1 to 2088 code for a protein of 695 amino acids.